AUGUCAACAUACGCAUUAACAACAACAACAACAUUUGGUCCAAAAUUAUCGCCGUCCAUAAUCAAAGAGGACGAACAACAAUGUUUACCACUAGAUCAUUUACAAAUCGAUCGUUUAUGUUCAAAAACAUGUUGUGCACAAAAAACUCCAUACGAAAAAUUAGACAAUAUCAAUCAAUUAUUAUUAAAUUCAUAUUAUUUACCAUUUUGUUCAAAUUAUACAUUAAAUUAUUCGAUAAAUCAAACAAAUUUUUUCAACGAAAUAACAGAAAACGAAUGUCGAGAAAUGCUCAAUCAAUUAAUUUCAAACGACAAAGAAGCUCGUUAUGCAUCAAAACUUUUUGCUACUUAUAUGCAAGCUAUCGAUUCAGCAUCAAUCGAAAAUCGUUAUUCAAUAAUCAAUGCCGAUUGUCAAGGAGCUUAUCAAAAAUGGGCUUGUUCAGUCAAAAUUCCAUAUUUUUAUCAAAAUCAUCGUAUAUCGCCUUGUCGAAAGAUCUGUGAUGAAGUCGAGCGUAUUUGUCCCACAUUUAGACCCAGUGAUCGUGAACCAUUCUUUGCCGGACAACCAUUGUUCUUUUGCGAUGGAGAUAUUGUACCAAACAGUGAUUAUGGAAAACCACCAUAUUGUUUUGAUACAUGUCAUCUAGUUGAUGGUCCAUGUCAACAUCAUUCCACUUCGUCAUCAUUAAAUAAAUCUUUAUUGAUAGAAACUAACGAAGAUCAUGUAACUAGAUUAUCAUGUUUUGAAAUUGAACAUUUAUCAUUGCCUUUUCCAUCAGAAGAAUCAUCAUUAUUACCUUUAUCUAUCAAUAAUUCAAUAUUCAAUUAUACAAAUAAUACAUUUAUUUCGGCAUCAGCUAUAUCUAUUAUAUCAUCAGUUUGGUCAACUAUUAUUGUCAAUAUUUUGACUUAUAUUUUCGUUUUUCUAUUAAGAUUAUAA
Messenger RNA from Rotaria sp. Silwood1, 939 nucleotides. NCBI's taxonomy places the organism in Eukaryota, Metazoa, Rotifera, Eurotatoria, Philodinida, Philodinidae. The record is from the annotation of a GenBank genome assembly.